AUGGAUCGUCGCAGGACUGGAAUCAAUCCUGUUUCCACUACUAGUAGUAAUAACAUUAAGGGUCUGCAAUUGUUUAUUGCAGAUCUAAGGAGUACACAACAAUCGGAGGAACAAGAGAGAAGAAUUCAAUCAGAGUUGAUCAAGAUUCAACAACAUUUUGAAAUGAUCUCCAGAAAACCUGGUGGUAAUGAUAAGCUGGGUGGAUACCAACGUAAGAAAUACAUUGCCAAAUUAGCAUAUAUCUACAUUACUUCUCAUACGACCAAAUUGAACAGUUUAACGUUUGGAUUAGAUCAAAUGAUAGAAUUACUUAGAUCAAACGUUUUCUCCGAAAAAUUUCUGGCUUAUAUGACUUUACAGCUGUUUUAUGUGCAUCCAAGUGUUGUCUCCAAAAUUGGCGACGAAGUUGCAUAUCAAGUCGUUAAAGAUUUAGCAGGUAAUAAUGACGAUCAUGUUGCUUUGGCAUUGAAUUUUGUUGGUGUAGUAGGUAAAUUAGAUGACCAGUUAGCACACAACGAAGAUCUGGUGGAUCAAGUUUUCCAAAUAUUGAGGUCUCCAACUUCUUCUCAUUAUUUAAAAAAGAAAGCUGCAUUGGCAUUUUUGAUGCUUUUAAAGAGUAACAUUCACAUUUUGGUCGGUGAUCAUCAAACCAAACAAGCAUGGGUUCAGAGAAUUCUGAGCUUAUUGGAUGAUACCCAUGAUUAUCGACUGAUGUUACCCGUAUUACCUCUAGUGGAGUAUAUUGCCAAAUAUGUGGAUCCUUCUUCUUGCAUUCGUCUAUUACCACAACUGACCCAGAUUCUUUACAACUGUACCGUUGUUGGUACAUCUCCUGAUGGCCAUUUCCCCCCAGAAUUUAGAUUUGCCAAUGUUCCCAACCCAUGGAUCAUUAUUAGAAUAGUUUCGUUGUUGAGCGUACUAAUCGUGUCUCCGGUAGAGGCAACUACCACUUCUUCAUUAUUAAUCCAUUCCAGCAACAUUGAUCCAGAGACGUUGGGGAAAUUAAGAAUUUGUGUGACUAAGGCCAUUGAAUUGGGUACUAAGCAAUUGAACGAUCCUAUGGAAAGAAUCGUUUUGAAUUCUAUCCUUUUUUCCCUAAUAAACUUUGCAUCUAAAUUAGAGCCAUCUCAAGAAGCUAUAAGCAAUUCGGGAACUGCUCUAUGCACACUCCUCUCUUCCGGAGAAAUCAAUAUUCGGUACUUGACCCUAGAUUCUCUAGUUAAGCUUUGUUCUUUGAGCGGUAAACCAGCAAUCGAUACUGUUCGUUUUCACAAUUUGGAUAAGAUCUUUCGACUAUUGAGCACAGAACGUGAUGCUUCCAUUAUAAGAAAAGUAGUGGAUCUACUUUACACUUUCACAGAUGCAGGCAAUGUGAAGACCAUUGUAGAGAAAUUGUUUAGCCAUAUUUCAGGAGCUAAACAUCCAGUGGAACCAAAUAUUAAAUCAGAUAUUGCAGUUAAGAUUUCGAUUUUAACUGAAAAAUAUGCCACAGAUACAAAUUGGUUCGUACUCGUAUCUCUCAAAUUACUUUCCAUGACAACAUCGGCAACACUCAAUGAUGAUGAGAUAUGGCAAAGACUUUGUCAAAUCGUUGUAAACAACCAACAAUUACAAAAAUUAACUUGUGAGCAGUUAUUGGGGUACUUAAACGAUUCACGUUCCAGUGAAGCAUUGAUAAAGACGGGAGCCUUCCUCAUUGGUGAAUAUGCACAUAUGGUUCUUGAUAGCUUUUCAGUGGGGGAUCUAUUCAAUUUAUUUGCAGGAAAGUAUUUUGUGGUUUCCAACAUGACAAGAGCCAUGAUCUUGACUACAAUGCUAAAAUUGUACAAAAUAGAACCUCGCAUAGAGACCGUGGUGAUCAAAUUCUUCCAACUGGAGUUGAACUCCUUGGAUAUAGAACUUCAGACGAGAUCUUUUGAAUAUUUGAAUUUGGUGCAAUUGUCCAAAUUGAAUGGUAAUGUUGAACUUUUAGAAGCAAUUUUAGCGCCAAUGCCACCUUUUAACACAAAAUCCAAUCCACUGUUGAAAAGAUUGGGGGACUUACCUUCCUCAAGUGGUAGUGCGACAGUGGUAGAUCUAAUUGGUGCUUCAGAUAACGAUACGGAUAGCAACUCCAAUACACCGAUGACCCCAGUAUCAGCUAACAAACCCCCUCCACCACCGCUGCCAAGGACCACGAAACCCGCUAGGACGGGUAGCAGAAGUGCAUUAACUAGCUCUAGUACAGCCAAUGGUCCCUCUGGCUCAACAGUCGAGCGGGAUCUCGGAGCUGAACACUACCUUCAGCAGAAACUUUCCCCCAAUUGGGAGGAAGGGUUUGUUAGAAUGCUUUCGCACAAAAAGGGGAUCCUUUACACAUCUCCUCUACUCAGGGUGCUUUACAGCAUUUCCCAACCUUCAAGUGAUCAACCCUUCCACCUAAGAUUUAAAUUAACGUUCGUCAACCACACGGAAUGGGACAUCCAUGGUAUAUCUACUGAAAUAAUGGCGGCAAGGACACAAGAUAAUCCAGAAUACAUCUUACAAAACAUCUUACCACCAACAAAUACAACUAUUGCACCUCAUAAGAGAACUGAACAAACCUUUGAUGUCGUUAUAAGGAAACCUUUCCCUGUCGAUAGAAGCCCGCUGGUCAACAUUUUCUUUAGUUGUGGUGCAACAGCCACUUCUCUCACUCUAAAGACGGCGGUUGGUGUCACGUCUACGCUUAUGGCCAGCGUAGAAAAUGCUACUUCUCUAACGGUUACGCAAUUUGUAAAGAGUUGGAAGGCUUUAGGUGAAACUUUUGGCAAAGAGAGUGAAUAUAGUGUGGAAGGUGUUAAUUUGGCAAGACGCAAACCUGGAAGCAUCUUUGAAACUGGUAGUAAUUUAUCUACCAUUGCACAGACAAUGACGAGAAUGGGUUUUGGUCUUGCAGAUCAAACGAGUGUACCUAAUACGAUUUUUGCCGCUAGCGUCUUUCAUACAAAGACUAAAGGUAAUUUCAAUUACCUAUUGAAAAUAAAGUACACAGAGGAAACUUCUCAACUCAGCGUUACUUGUAAAGCGACUGCACCAGGUCCUCUUUCUCGAUAUGUGGUAGAGUGUAUGAAAUAUGCAUUAACUAAUUAG
This is a messenger RNA of Zygosaccharomyces rouxii, 3111 nucleotides long. RefSeq names its product Apl3p (gene APL3). Gene Ontology annotation, cellular component: membrane coat; AP-2 adaptor complex. The transcript has a single exon. Gene Ontology annotation, biological process: clathrin-dependent endocytosis; intracellular protein transport. Lineage: Eukaryota; Fungi; Ascomycota; Saccharomycetes; Saccharomycetales; Saccharomycetaceae. The coding region runs from base 1 to 3111 and encodes 1036 amino acids. Gene Ontology annotation, molecular function: clathrin-cargo adaptor activity. The record is from RefSeq and is a predicted model, not a curated record.